CCAUCCUUCUCAUCCUUUCUCAAUCGCAUCACUUCCAUCACUUACUCUGUCACCUUCUGACCUUCAUACUAACUCUCAUAAUCUUCUACAAUGCGUCUCUCGACCUUCGCUAUUUUGGCAGCUGCUUCGGCAGUAUCUGUCUCUGCCAUUCCUGCUCCUGCUCCAGAGGCUGCUCCGGAGGCCGCUCCUGUUGAUUACGGAAAGUAUGGUGACUAUGGCAACUACGGAAAAUACAACAACUAUCCCGCUCCCCCAAAGCCAAGUCCUCCUCCAACAAGUUACGGCAAAUAUGGUAGCUAUGGCUCCUACAAGCGCGAGCCAGAGGCCGAGGCCGCUCCUGAGCCUGCACCAGAGGCAGAGAUCGUUGAGAAGCGGACUGACUAUGGCAAAUACGGCGACUAUGGCAACUACGGGAAAUACAACAACUACCCAGCCCCUACUCCAACUCCACAGAGCUAUGGCAAAUAUGCCAGCUACGGCUCUUAUAAGCGUGAGCCAGAAGCUGAGGCCGAGGCUGCCCCAGAGCCAGUUCCAGAGCCAGAGGCAGAGGUUGUCGAGAAGCGUACUGACUACGGCAAGUACGGUGACUACGGUAACUACGGGAAGUACAAUAACUACCCAGCUCCUAGCCCAGCUCCAACUCCCAAGGGAUACGGAAAGUAUGCUAGCUACGGCUCGUACAAGCGCGUUGAGGGUGAAGCCGAGGCCGAAGUUGAGGCUUAAGCUGGAACCAUUUGUGCUCGCACUCUGUGCAGUUCAAGGGAUUGGUAAGCUGGGACUGGAAUCUUAACUAGAUGCGGGCGGGUAAUGGAUAUGGUGAAUUAUGCGAGGGGACACAAGCAAUAGACUACUUCAUUCCUAGUUUAAUGCUGAAUUUUCAGAUACUCAACGACUCGGUGCAUGCACUAUCCUGUGUCCUUUCAUCGCAUCUUAUCUUCGAGGAAUUUAUCUUGCAAUCUUCCUUACAAGUAAGCAGAAGCACACAAAUUUAGAAAUUACAGCUUAAAUCACCU
Molecule: messenger RNA, 1013 nt
Organism: Cadophora gregata
Lineage: Eukaryota; Fungi; Ascomycota; Leotiomycetes; Helotiales; Ploettnerulaceae
Exons: 11
Coding region: 91-723 (210 amino acids)
Source: RefSeq, a predicted model, not a curated record